Stegodyphus dumicola is the source of this 495-nucleotide messenger RNA. RefSeq lists its product as uncharacterized. NCBI's taxonomy places the organism in Eukaryota, Metazoa, Arthropoda, Arachnida, Araneae, Eresidae. The record is from RefSeq and is a predicted model, not a curated record.
AUGACUCUGUUGAAACAACGACUUUCAAAAGGAAAUUUUAAAUCUUUUGAAAUAUUACAUGAAUUUGUUGAAACCCAUUCAAACUACAAUGAAGAAGAUGUGCAUCUUGAAACACUAUCAGUUUCAAUUCAAGAACAUCUUUUGGAGCUAAUAAAUAGUUUUAAAGACUACUUUCCGGAUAUUCCUUCAAUUAAUAUGUGGAUUAAAGAUCCUUUUCCUGUGGAUAUUGAAAAGGAAGAAAUGCUUAAUCUUAGUGAACAAGAAGUUGAUAAUUUAAUUGAAAUUUCAUGCGACACCGAUCUUAGAAAAGUGUUUGAAACUGUACCACUAAUUAAUUUUUGGUUGCGCUUGUCAAAAGGAAUAUCCAAUCGUAAGCGAAAAAGCGAUACAAUUUUUAAUGCCUUUUUACCACUUAUACGUGUGAACAUUGCAAUUCUCAGCCUUGGUGUACUUAAAAAAAAGUAUCGAAACAGAUGGAUGUCAAACCUAAUUUGA